AUGAUGAACUUAUCUGUGAAGAAUCGACGAGUAGAUCGUAUAUCCAUAUUAUUACAAGAAUAUAAUAUUGAAAAAGUUAUUCAUAUUAAAGGUCAAAAUAAUUGCUUAGCUGAUUAUUUAUCACGUCAUCCUAUUCAAUAUGGUGGAGAAAUAUUUAAUGAAGAUUAUGGUAUAAGUAUGUUAUUUGAAGGAGAACCAUUGAAUUGGGUGUAUGUUCCUGAUAAUAAGUCUCUUUUUGUUAAUGCUUUUGUUACACGAUCAAAAAAGCAACAAAUGUUACAACAACAAUCGUCAUACAUUAACCCUUUGAAAAAUAAUACAAACGACAGAACAUCUUUAGCUAAAGGCCAAGUUAGUGGUAAAUUAUUUCAAUCUUCCUCCUGUCAAUUUACUUGUAAUGAUUUGGAUAUUGAGCAAAUUAAAUUUGAACAAAGUAAACAUACAAUUAUAUAA
Messenger RNA from Rotaria sordida, 453 nucleotides. Lineage: Eukaryota; Metazoa; Rotifera; Eurotatoria; Philodinida; Philodinidae. The record is from the annotation of a GenBank genome assembly.